AUGUCUUUCGAACCGUCGCUAUCAACUAGUGGUAUGCGCCCACCACUUGCAUCAGCAGAUGCGCCAUCAAUGGCAGACUCACUGCCAAGCAUCAACUUUGGAUUCGACGACCUACGCAAUAGUAUGGCCCAAUUUACAGUCAAAUUCGAUGCAUUCAUUGAGCGCGGGCGGAAACGAGUCUUGGAGGAACGAAACCAGUUUCACAUCAAUCUGGCCGAAUAUGAGGGUAUGUGUUGGUUGACUAUUGACUCUCCUAUUCACUCAAAUCUUGCGACUAACCUACCCCUUGCAGAGGACGAGCGCAUGCGCCAGCGCGAUAUCGAGAUUCUGAACCUGAAAUCACAAACCCACGAACAAACUCUCCAAAAAGAAGCCGCUGAGGCUGCCGAAAUGCACGCCGCCAUCUCAUCAAUCACCCUAGAACGCGAUACUCGUCUCACUAAACGGGACCGACUGAAGCAACAGAUUGCCGAGACUCAGAAGGCUAUCAAUCAGAAAGUUGAGGCGCAGAAAGCCCAUGCGCAGAGUCUGGAUGCACAGUCUCGUCUCAAUUUUCCCGAGUUGGAGUUCUGGCAGGAUUAUCUUUGCAUUCGGAUUGAGGGCGCGGGCCGGGAGGACCGACUUAAGUUUGUCUAUAGCCAUUUGCUGGAAAAGGACUGGGAGGCCGAGGCUUGGUUUGAGCUGGGCACUGCCAGCCGUGACUACGAGGUUUUCCAUACGCGCCCCAAAGUGGACCGGGAUGCUUUAGAGCAUGUAGUGGAUCUUGUUAAUGACGAUCGGGACUUUGGGGCAUUCUUGAAGCGUAUGCGCAAGUUGUUUGUUGAGGCGAUGAACUAG
This is a messenger RNA of Penicillium soppii, 837 nucleotides long. RefSeq names its product kinetochore Spc25 family protein. Lineage: Eukaryota; Fungi; Ascomycota; Eurotiomycetes; Eurotiales; Aspergillaceae. Gene Ontology annotation, biological process: chromosome segregation. The coding region runs from base 1 to 837 and encodes 278 amino acids. Gene Ontology annotation, cellular component: Ndc80 complex. The transcript has a single exon. The record is from RefSeq and is a predicted model, not a curated record.